AUGCAUUUUAGACUGACCAUGGAGCAGCUGCGAAGGCUUUUAGACGAUGAUAGACUGAACGUGCGAAGCGAAGAUGAAGUAUUGGACAUAAUGGAGGCAUGGAUAGAUGCUUGCGAUGGGCGUCAGGACAGUCGCGACAAACUACUUGGAGCUGUAAGAGUUGAUGGUUUAUCAGCUGAAAAGAAGAGCAUUUUUGUGGCAGAAAAUCGUUUACAACUUCUUUGUCAGAAAUCCGUACGUCCACCACGCGAUCAGCUAGUAAUGUUCGGUGGAUGGUACGGCGGAAGAACUCAUUCGCGAAUAGACAUCUACGAUGAGGUGAAUGUUGAGAUGCACUACCCCAUGCUUACUUUAUCGGUUCAGAUGAGAAAAGAGUGGAAACCGCUAUGCGACCUUAGCCUCAUCCAUCCUAUUGCUUAUCACGGCGCCGUGGUUUUGAACGACGAACUUUAUGUCAUUGGUGGCACUGAUGGUGAGAACCACUACAGCACUGUUAUGAAAAUGAACAUGUUUGGCGAAUGGACGGAAGUAGCGCCGAUGUACGAAACAAGGUAA
Cylicostephanus goldi is the source of this 555-nucleotide messenger RNA. NCBI's taxonomy places the organism in Eukaryota, Metazoa, Nematoda, Chromadorea, Rhabditida, Strongylidae. The record is from the annotation of a GenBank genome assembly.